GCUGCCGUAGCUGGGGAAAGCAAUGAUUGGCUGGGGCUGAAAGUGCCGCCGCUUCGGCGGUUUCAGCUUUCGCUGCGAUUGUUGCUGGAGGCUGCGCUUUGCGACGCCUGGAUUGGGGGUUCUAGAUCCCGGCCGCGAGGUGAAGAUGAGGAACCUGGGGCCAUGAGAGGUGAAAUGAUGAGUUAUCCAAGUCACACAGCUAAUUAAGUAGCAGAACUGGGAUUAGAACUCAGGUUUCCUGCCUCCCAAGGGAAUACAAAAUAAACGGCUAUCUUACUCAAUCUUGUACAUGAAGAAAGUGCGACAUAAUGGGAUUUAGCGUCUGUGAUAGAGUUGGAAAAUGAACCUAAGAGUGAAGAGUUGAGUCUCUUUAUCAGGCCUUCAGAGUUAAUUGUCUCUCUAGAGCCGUUUAAAACAGCACAUGUUCAAGACAUAAAUAAGCAGUUAGCAGAUGAUUGGGAAGAUUUGUUUGUUUUUACUAAGUCAUUAAAGGAUUGUUAAAAUGAGUCUGCGGAAGCAAACACCCAGUGACUUCUUAAAGCAAAUUAUAGGACGGCCAGUUGUGGUAAAAUUAAAUUCUGGAGUGGAUUAUCGAGGGGUCCUGGCUUGCCUGGAUGGCUACAUGAAUAUAGCCCUGGAGCAGACGGAAGAAUAUGUAAAUGGACAACUGAAGAAUAAGUAUGGGGAUGCAUUUAUCCGAGGAAAUAACGUGCUGUACAUAAGUACACAGAAGAGAAGGAUGUGAAGACACCAGAGAAGCAAUACUUUUCAUACUUGGAUUUAUUUUUUAUCAAAUGUGUUUUUAAAAGUAUUUUUUGGCUCUUUUGUUAUCUAACUUGUUCUGUUUUCAUAAUAGUGAUUUUUUCACUGAUGUGGGGGUAAGAUAAAUGUAUACAGUUGUUGGAUUUAAUUGUAAAGAGUUCUUUCAUGUUUAAGUUUCAGUGAUUUUCUUUGACCUCUAUGCCAGUGUAAAGAAGGCAAAAAGAAUUAAAAAAAGAUAGAAACUC
This is a messenger RNA of Choloepus didactylus (southern two-toed sloth), 1007 nucleotides long. RefSeq names its product LSM6 homolog, U6 small nuclear RNA and mRNA degradation associated (gene LSM6). The record is from RefSeq and is a predicted model, not a curated record. Gene Ontology annotation, molecular function: RNA binding. Gene Ontology annotation, biological process: maturation of SSU-rRNA; mRNA splicing, via spliceosome. The coding region runs from base 503 to 745 and encodes 80 amino acids. NCBI's taxonomy places the organism in Eukaryota, Metazoa, Chordata, Mammalia, Pilosa, Megalonychidae. Gene Ontology annotation, cellular component: U6 snRNP; nucleolus; sno(s)RNA-containing ribonucleoprotein complex. The transcript is spliced from 6 exons.